Salvelinus fontinalis (brook trout) is the source of this 4424-nucleotide messenger RNA. Its product is annotated as glutamate receptor ionotropic, delta-1-like. Gene Ontology annotation, cellular component: plasma membrane; postsynaptic membrane. The transcript has 17 exons. Lineage: Eukaryota; Metazoa; Chordata; Actinopteri; Salmoniformes; Salmonidae. The coding region runs from base 367 to 3522 and encodes 1051 amino acids. Gene Ontology annotation, biological process: synaptic transmission, glutamatergic; monoatomic ion transport; modulation of chemical synaptic transmission. The record is from RefSeq and is a predicted model, not a curated record. Gene Ontology annotation, molecular function: glutamate-gated receptor activity; transmitter-gated monoatomic ion channel activity involved in regulation of postsynaptic membrane potential.
CUCUUUCUUUUUCUCUCUCUCUGUGAUUACAGGGGGGUGUCCCUCCGCAUUUUUGCAGCUUGCCAUGCUUUUAGACACAGUGAGCGCUGGAGAAGGCGAGAGCGAGAGACGGAACGCCGGGCUCAGUAGCUGUCUGAAUACAACCACGGGUUUCCCAACCUUUCUUCCCUUAUUUCCCCCUCACUUUCCGUUUAAAACAGUUAUUUCCCUUGUUAUAAAUAUAGUUUUUAUUUAGUGUUUCCUUCAUUUUGAGGCUUCUGAAUGACAGUUGUGAUUUGUAUCGUUUUUGGACAUUGUUUGUGGUGACCCAUUGGAUUGUCGAACAGCCGAGGAAGCUUGGAUGAGCUGCUUCGCUAAAAGCCAGAAAUGGGGUUGCUGUUGAUCUGCCUUUCCCUCUGGAUAUUGCAAUGCAAUUCUGCCGGAGCGGACUCCAUCAUUCAUAUUGGUGCCAUAUUUGAGGAAAACGCUGGAAGGGAUGACGAAAUUUUCCAACUUGCCAUUUCUGACCUAAGUCUCAACGACGACAUUCUACAAAGUGAAAAAAUCACCCACUCUGUAAAAUCUAUCGAGGCUAACAACCCAUUUCAAGCAGUGCAGGAAGCCUGUGAGCUGAUGAACCAAGGCAUACUGGCACUGGUAACAUCUACAGGCUGUGCAUCCGCCAAUGCCCUCCAGUCCUUGACCGACGCCAUGCACAUACCCCACCUGUUUAUUCAGAGAAACGGCCAGGGCACGCCUCGCACCGCCUGCCACCUCAACCCAAGUCCUGACGGGGAGAGCUACACCCUGGCCGCCCGCCCGCCUGUACGCCUCAACGACGUCAUGCUCACCCUGGUCACUGAGCUGCGCUGGCAGAAGUUCAUCAUCUUCUAUGAUGCUGACUAUGACAUCCGUGGACUGCAGACAUUCCUGGACCAGGCGUCUCGGCAGGGUCUGGACGUGUCUCUGCAGAGGGUGGACCGCAACGUGAGCAGGGUGUUCACCAACCUGUUCAGCACCAUGCGGACUGAGGAGCUCAACCGCUACCGGGACACGCUGCGGCGGGCCGUGCUUCUCAUGAGCCCCCGAGGAGCACAGGUGUUCAUCCACCAGGCUGUGGAAACCAACCUGGCAUCAAAGGACAGCCACUGGGUUUAUGCCAAUGAGGAGGUGAGUGACACAGAAAUCAUGGAGCUGGUCCACAGUUCGUUGGGCCGGAUGACCGUCAUACGGCAGAUCUUCCCUCUGUGGAGAGACACCAACAUCCGGUGCAUGAGGAACAACCACCGCAUCUCCUCCCUGCUCUGUGACCCCCAGGAGGGCUACCUGCAGUCCCUGGAGGUCUCCAGCUUGUACCUGUAUGACAGUGUGCUGAUGUUGGCCAACGCCUUCUACAGUAAGCUGGAGGACAGGAAGUGGCAUAGCAUGGCCAGUCUGAACUGCAUGAGGAAGUCCACCAAGCCUUGGAAUGGAGGCUGGUCUAUGCUGGACACCAUCCAGAAGAGACGGAUUACCGGGCUCACAGGAAUGAUGGACUUCCGUGCAGGAGGUUCCAACUCCCACGUCCAGUUUGAGAUCUUGGGGACCAGCUACAGUGAGACGUUUGGUAAAGAUGUCAAACGGUUGGCAACUUGGGACUCAACUCGUGGGCUGAACGGUAGUCUAAAGGAGAGUCGGAUAGAAAACGGCAUGCAAGGAGUGACGGUCAAAGUGGUAACAUUACUGGAGGAUCCCUUUGUGAUGGUAGCUGAGAACAUCCUUGGCCAACCUAAACGCUACAAAGGCUUCUCCAUCGAUGUUCUGGAUUCUCUGGCCAAGAUUCUGGGCUUCAAGUAUGAGAUCUACCAGGUGGCUGAUGGGAAGUAUGGCUCUCCUACCUCAAAUGGCUCCUGGAAUGGCAUGAUCGGAGAUCUCAUCAGUAAGCGAGCAGACUUGGCAGUAUCAGCCAUCACCAUAACUCCAGACAGGGAGAGCGUGGUGGACUUUAGCAAGCGCUACCUGGACUACUCCGUGGGGAUUCUGAUGAGGAAGUCAGAGGAGAAGAUCAAUAUUUUCUCUCUCCUGGCGCCCUUUGACCUAGCUGUGUGGGCGUGCAUCGCAGCCGCAAUCCCCGUGGUUGGGGUCAUGAUCUUCAUCCUGAGGCGCGUCCAGUCAGUCCGCUCCCAGAAUCCCCCAGGGGGACACCAGGCCACCUCUGUGUCCACAUCCCUCCAGAGCGCCAUCUGGAUUGUCUACGGAGCCUUUGUACAGCAAGGGGGAGAUUCCAUCCUGGGUUCUGUGGCGUUGCGUAUCGUCAUGGGCAGCUGGUGGCUCUUCACACUCAUUGUGUGUUCCUCCUACACGGCCAAUCUGGCAGCCUACCUCACUGUGUCCCGAAUGGACAACGCUGUACGGACGUUCCAGGACUUGUCCAAGCAGAUGGACCUAGCCUACGGAACAGUGAGAGACUCAGCCGUAUACGAGUACUUCAGAGCCAAAGGCACCAACGCUCUGGAGCAGGACAGCACCUUCGCUGAGCUCUGGAGAACCAUCAACAAGAACAACGGACACGAACACUCAGUCUCCAGCCCCUCUGAAGGCAUCCGCAAGGCGAAGAGAGAUUCCUUUGCCUUCCUGUGGGACAUGGCUGUGGUAGAGUAUGCUGCUCUGACAGAUGAUGACUGCACCCUGACGGUGACCGGAAACAGUAUGAGCAUUAAGGGCUAUGGCCUGGCCCUGCAGCACGGCAGCCCUUACAGAGACCUCUUCUCCCAGAAGAUCCUGGAACUGCAGGAGAAAGGGGACCUGGACAUCCUGAAGCAGAAAUGGUGGCCCAGGAAGGGCCGCUGCGACCUGGACAGCCACUCAGAGGCCCAGCCAGAGGGCAGGGCUCUGAGGCUCCACAGCUUCGCUGGGGUGUUCUGCAUCUUGGCAGCAGGGCUGCUGCUGGCCUGCCUGGUGGCCGCACUGGAGACCUGGUGGAGCAGCAACCGUUGCCGGCGAGAGCAGCCCAAAGAGGUCACUAAGGACUACAGUCUCGAAAGGGUUUCUGGUCCAUUGACAUAUAAUGAUAUUACAAGUGCUUCACCGGAAGGCAGGCGUGACAUGUGGACAGACAGAGAGAGAGACUGGGAGGAGACAGAGACUUUUGACACAGGACAAAGAGGUGAAUCUAGAGCAGGUCCACCAGCGUUUGAACAGCCUCCUAGACGAGGACAUGGCGCACAAGCAGCUGCCGGGCCAAUCUAUCGAGAUCUCUGCCCUGGACAUCGGCAGCAUGCAGCCCAGCCAGUCCCUGGAAGGCCUGCCUUCACGGGACCACUACCCAGGCCACCACAGGGGGUCGCUCUCUGUGACCACCUUCCUCCAGGAGGGACAUGGGGCAGGAAGGACACUCGGCAGGGGCACUGGCAGAACCCUCCCCCUACCCCUCAGCAGCGCCACCAUGCCCUCUAUCCGCUGCAAACACAGGGCCCCCAACGGGGGGCUCUUCCGACAGAGCCCCGUCAAGACGCCAAUGUCAUACCAGUCAGUGCCCGGAGGACCCAUUCCAGAAGCCAUUGAUGGAAACCACGGGACUUCCAUCUGAGCACUCAGCCUCAGCCCAAUCACAGACACUUAAACCUCAUUUAUAUCUGGUUCUAACAUGCAUUCUUUGUUCUGAUGAUGUCCACAUUCUGAUUGCCUACAUUUUUAGACAGGUGUAGACGAUAAAAGACACAUUGUGAUAUGAUUGUGACCUGGAUAUCUUACAAAUGUAAACAGAUCUGGACAGUGUCUUAGAAUAAAAAAUAUAUAUAUUUUGAAAGAAUAUCUGUCAUAUAAUUUGCUUACAUGGAGGGACCAGGAGGUCUGGUCACAAUGCAGACACAGUGGAUGGAUAAUAGACACAUUUUAACACCAUGUGUAGAUGCAUGUCUGAAAAUGUGGGUCCAAUCAGAAUGUGGACAAGAUCAGGACACAGGACGCAUGUUAGAACCAGUUAUUAAUGGGGCUUCAGGCUCGGCUGUGGUGAGCUAUACAGAGUGAAUGGUGAGAGGGAGUGUAAAUAUGGAUGGCAAGAAAAUGUGUUUUUUUACUGCUGAAGAAAUAUGUAGGAAAACAACUUGUGGAAAAUGACUUUCAUGUACAUAUUUGUAAUUAUGGACAUCAAGAGGUGAGGUAAAAAAAAAAAAAAAGUGUUUUUUGAAUAUUCUCAAUUUUUUAAAGUUGAGUUUAAAAAACAGAUACAAAAGUAUUAAAACAUGACUGUUUGAAUGGAUUUGUAAAUUUUGUUCUAAAUUAAUAAAGGUGAUAAUUCCUUGUGGUUGUUUUCUAAGUGCCAAGUUCAAAGAUGUUUUCUUUCAAAUGAACAUUAUAUGAAUGUAUCCAAUUUAUGAAAAGACACUAACUUCACACUUCAAAGACAGUGGAAAGAGUUGAUUUGUUUAGUAUGAAAACAAUAAAAAAUCAUGAUAAAGUUCAAA